UUUUUUCACUUUUCACUUUAGUGGAAUGGAUAUUCUGUAAUCCUUUGCUGAGUUUGAUGUUUUGGGGAUUUUUGUGAUAUUAUUUUGUAAUAUAAAUAAUUUCUUGAAGGGAAGAGAACGUAUUUGCUGUAAUCUUCUGGCGAUUUUUUCAUCCUUGCUAUAUUUGACUUCUUUUCUGAAGUGGGUUCGAGUAAUUGUGGGUUAUUAAUUCAGGGGUCUCCAUGAAAUUGGGCUAGAAGUGAGGAUUAUUUUGUAAAUUGGNGAUGGUUUUAUUGUGUCUGUAAAAGGAUGGGAUUAGUUGAUGGCUUAAAAAUGGAGUCUUUGGAUGUGAAGAAAUCUAAAGGGAGGAAGAAGAAGAAAAAUGAUACUGAUGUUGAUGAUGAUGAUGAAACUGUUGAGUCUGGUUGUUGGACAAAAUUGAGGUUUAUUGGCAGCUGUAUAUCUUCAAGAUCUAAAGUUGAUAACUCUGUUAGUGGCAUCACCACUCAUGAAACUAAAUCCACAAACGAAACUAGCCGAAAUCAACAGGCUGCCAAUGUAAUCUCAUCCACCACCACCACAAGCAGCAGCCCAGAAAGCAUCUCAUCCAUCACCAAACUCGAGGAAGAUCUUAAAGUCUCUUCUCGACUGAGAAAAUUUGCAUUUAAUGAUCUUAAGCUUGCAACAAGGAAUUUCAGACCCGAAUCACUUCUUGGCGAAGGGGGUUUUGGUUGUGUGUUUAAAGGGUGGAUUGAAGAGAAUGGCACGGCCCCAGUUAAACCCGGAACUGGACUUACGGUAGCUGUAAAAACUUUGAAUCAUGAUGGGCUUCAGGGGCAUAGAGAAUGGCUGGCUGAAGUGAAUUUCUUGGGUGACCUCAUUCAUCCGAAUUUGGUGAAAUUAGUUGGCUACUGUAUUGAAGAUGAUCAAAGGCUGCUCGUCUAUGAGUUCAUGCCGAGAGGAAGCUUGGAGAACCACUUAUUCAGAAGGUCUCUCCCUCUUCCAUGGUCAAUCAGAAUGAAGAUAGCUCUUGGGGCUGCCAAAGGGCUCGCGUUUCUUCACGAAGAAGCUGAAAGGCCCGUAAUUUACCGUGAUUUUAAGACAUCUAAUAUCUUGUUAGAUGCUGAAUAUAAUGCCAAGCUUUCCGAUUUCGGCCUUGCUAAAGAUGCUCCCGAUGAGGGUAAAACCCACGUUUCGACACGUGUCAUGGGAACUUACGGUUAUGCUGCCCCAGAAUACGUCAUGACAGGCCACCUCACGUCGAAAAGCGAUGUGUACAGCUUUGGGGUUGUCCUGCUAGAAAUGAUAACGGGCCGGAGGUCCAUGGACAAGAACAGGCCCAAUGGGGAGCAAAACCUAGUCGAGUGGGCCCGGCCCAAUAUGGCCGACAGGAGAAGAUUCUACCGCCUGAUAGAUCCGCGGCUCGAGGGCCACUUCUCGAUUAAGGGGGCCCAGAAGGCCGCACAGCUGGCGGCCCGUUGUUUAAACCGAGACUCCAAAGUCCGGCCUUUGAUGAGUGAAGUUGUUGAGGCCCUAAAGCCUCUUCCGGGCCUUAAAGACAUGGCCAGCUCAUCAUACUACUUCCAGACAGUGCAGGCGGAUCGGGCCUCCGCCUCAAGCCCAAAUGGCAAGAAUGGGCUUCGGGCCCACGGGUCGUCGACAUCCAGAAAUGGGUUGCAGCCAAGGAAUCUAUCUGUACCUCAGGCCUCGCCUCGUCAGCAGUUUGUGCAAAAUUCGCUUAAACCGAAUGGUAAACAAUAGGGUUCUUGAUUGCUGUGUGUUUCCAGUUUUUAUUUUUAUUUUUAUUUUAUUUUAUUUUUUACCAUUAUUUUUCCGUGCCUUGUGAUAUAAAUGUGUGCUUUGUACGGGCAAUGGCAAGUCGAAAAGGAAGUAGUGAAUGCGUUCGUUUAUGUCGAUUUUCCAUCUUCGGAAGAAUGUAGCUUGAAUGUUUUUGUAAAUUUCAUUUUUAGUCCAGCUAAGUUAGGAUGAUUGAUGAUUGGGUACUAAUUAAGAAAAAAAAUUUGGAGAAUUUUGGAAAAAUUGCAAGAAACCCCUUACCGGCUAACCUCAGCUCGUCGCAUCGGAUUAGUCGGUACAUUAGUUUGAUUUAUCUUGUAAAUCUUUAUGUAUUUUUGGCUUACAAGUUAAGUUAGGUAUAUUCUUCUCCAAGUUAGG
Striga asiatica is the source of this 2154-nucleotide messenger RNA. NCBI's taxonomy places the organism in Eukaryota, Viridiplantae, Streptophyta, Magnoliopsida, Lamiales, Orobanchaceae. The record is from the annotation of a GenBank genome assembly.